AUGGCAAGCCGCCUUCGCCCCUCCUCUCCGGGGCUUCUCAUACCUCGACCCUGGUCGCCUCGUUCUUCUCUUCUCUCUUCUUUUCUUUCUGCUCCUUCGUCUUCUCUCUCGUCUUCUUCUUCUCUCUCGUCUUCUUCUUCUCUCUCGUCUUCUUCUUCUCUCUCGUCUUCUUCUUCUCUCGUGUCUUCUCUCUCUGCUUUGUCGUCUUCUUCUCCAUAUCCAGUGCCCAGGCUGUGUCGCACCCAUCCUCGUCGUCCUUCUCUCCCUCCUUCGUCUCCUUCCCCGGAGGCUGCCUGUCGGUUUUCUCCCGUUUCUCCUCAUUCUCUCCGUUCGGCUUUUCUCCGCCAAGCUGUGUGCGGCGACAGGAGUGUGACAACAGUGUCGGCGACCGUCUGCGCAGCGCAUCCUCGUGUCUCGGAUUCUCUUUCCUCCGCAGCUGCCGUGACGUCCUCCCUCGUCUCCAGGUCUUCUCACUGUCUCUCCUCUUCUCAGUCUUUCCUCCUCUCUCCCUCGCAUCCUUCGCUUUCCGGGACUCGGACUGAACAGUGGAGUGCGACGAGAUGCAUGCGCAGCGUUUCUCUUGGAAGCCAUGCUCGCUUCUCUUCUCUGCUUUCUCCCGCCCUCUGCGGUGCUCGAGACAGAAGCCAGGCCGCUUCUCUCCUCCUCACUCGCUGCUUCUCCUCUGGACUCCCAAAUACGAAAAGACGGAUUCGCGACCCGUUUUGGCGUCGCUCCGGUUGGUGGCGGUGGCGGCAGCAGGAAGUGAAGGCGAUGAAUCGGAGCCGCGCGUUUCGCCGGCACCUGUUUCCGCGUUUCACGACGGAGACAGUCUCCUUCGUGGACGCUGCGGAGGCGGAGGCGAAGCGCUUCAAGGAGAUCGUCGCGGAGACCGGGCGCUACCCCGGUCAGACGGUGAAUUUCUUUGUUCCAAAAGUCGAAGGCGCGAAGCUGGAUCCGUUCGCGGCGUUGCCGAGCAGACAGAAGCGACUGAAGCUGAGGCGCAAAGCUGUGCGAGAAGCCGAGGAGGCGGAGAAGGCGAGGGAAGACGCUGACUUUGUCUGGCGAGGCAAGGGAGGCGGGCGCGUCUGGGAGGAACGGAAGGCGAACAUCCCGCUGGGGAAGAAGAAGCUGCUGCUCUACUGCACCAUCAUCAAAGGCUUGCAGAUUACCGACGCCAUCGACUGGCUGUCCUCGCUCUGUCUGCACCGGGUCAACUACUUACUGAAUCUCCUGAACGCGUCGCGGAAGAAGAUCCACGAGCAGGGCGGAGACAUCUCUCGGGUGUACGUGGAGAGCUACAUGCUGAACAUCCAAGGCCAGAUCAAGAGACCGCAGUUCAGGCUGCGCAUGGUGAACUUGAUCAAGACCUGGAAGUUCGCCGUCGUCCUCAGAUUCCGAGAAUAUCCCAUGGACGAAUACUUUCACAAACUGUUCAUCCUCAAACACGUCCCCAGGAGCCUCACCACCGACAUGCGGCUCGCCCUCGCCGGCCAACGCGUCGGGCUGCACGCUGUGCGGGACUGGUACCCUUUCCUCGACAGCAAAACGCGCUUCUUCCACAGAAAGAGACUGAAGUGGCUAGAUCGAACGCGGCAAUUCGACUACUGCCUGGCUCGGCGAGUCUUCAAGAGCAAGUACGAAGAAAAUUGUCGCCGGCGAAAGAUCCAAGUCCUGCAGGCGAGAGGCGCGUCCGACGCCGUCAUCGAAGAAGCAAACCUCUGA
Messenger RNA from Toxoplasma gondii ME49, 1722 nucleotides. RefSeq lists its product as hypothetical. Bases 1 to 1722 code for a protein of 573 amino acids. Gene Ontology annotation, molecular function: structural constituent of ribosome. Gene Ontology annotation, biological process: translation. The record is from RefSeq and is a predicted model, not a curated record. The transcript has 3 exons. Gene Ontology annotation, cellular component: ribosome. NCBI's taxonomy places the organism in Eukaryota, Apicomplexa, Conoidasida, Eucoccidiorida, Sarcocystidae.